Messenger RNA from Sander lucioperca (pikeperch), 800 nucleotides. RefSeq names its product programmed cell death 1 ligand 1-like. Gene Ontology annotation, biological process: immune response; T cell costimulation; cellular response to lipopolysaccharide. The record is from RefSeq and is a predicted model, not a curated record. The transcript is spliced from 4 exons. Bases 129 to 719 code for a protein of 196 amino acids. Lineage: Eukaryota; Metazoa; Chordata; Actinopteri; Perciformes; Percidae. Gene Ontology annotation, cellular component: external side of plasma membrane.
UCCUCCCUCUGUACAGAGGAGUGGACUACCCUGUACAUGUAGUUUAAGCUCUUGCAGCUGUCUCAGCAGGGUGUGGUGACGGAGAGGAAUAGCAGUUUUCUUUUCAGUCUCAGCAGUAGUCUGCUGCCAUGUCUACAUUAACAUCAGCACCACAUUUUCUGGCUUUCCUCAUUUCACUUUGGAUACUUUCUCUGGCUGCAGACCAUCACGAGGUAAUAGUGAAGGAUGGAGAGGACGUCACUCUUCACUGUCAGGCUCCCAGAGAUGCUCAGAUUAACAUGUUUGAGUGGAUCAGACCUGAUCUAGAGUCAGAUGGUUACAUCUUCCGGUUCAUACCAGAAGAGUCAACUACAGUAAACCAGCACUCCUCAUAUCGAGGUCGAGUGGAGCUGAGAGAUCCAGACAUGAAGGAUGGAGACCUUUCUGUUGUUCUGAAGGACGUCAGCGUCAGCGACACCGGAACAUACCGGUGUCGAGUUGGAAUCAGUGGGGGAGGAAAACCUAAAGUCUACAGCACCAUCCAGCUGAUUGUCUCAGACCCAGGUUCCGAGGAUGGAAACUCCUCUCCUGUAGGCCUCCUCGUUGGACUGGCAGCAGUUGGACUGGUUCUUGGAGCUGUUGCAGUGGCUGGUUUCCUUAAAUAUAAAAGAUGUAAGAACAAGAGAUCAGGACCGUCUGCUGCUGAUGAUGAUAAAGCAUCGGCCGUUCAGUUCAUCUGACAACUCCCAGCUCUCUUUACACCAGACUGCUUUCUCAUGUGUUGUAUAUACUGUAUUCAACACUUUUUCCUUCUGGUUGAA